This is a messenger RNA of Dunckerocampus dactyliophorus (ringed pipefish), 1198 nucleotides long. Its product is annotated as lymphoid enhancer-binding factor 1-like. Gene Ontology annotation, molecular function: RNA polymerase II cis-regulatory region sequence-specific DNA binding; DNA-binding transcription factor activity, RNA polymerase II-specific. Gene Ontology annotation, biological process: canonical Wnt signaling pathway; regulation of transcription by RNA polymerase II. NCBI's taxonomy places the organism in Eukaryota, Metazoa, Chordata, Actinopteri, Syngnathiformes, Syngnathidae. Gene Ontology annotation, cellular component: beta-catenin-TCF complex. The transcript is spliced from 9 exons. The record is from RefSeq and is a predicted model, not a curated record. The coding region runs from base 294 to 908 and encodes 204 amino acids.
CUCGUGUGACUUGGAGGUUAGGCGCGCCUCAUUAUUCUAGCCUGGAAUGAAAUCCGGUAUGAUUUUACUCCCUACUCCGUCGUAGUGAUACAAAAGAGGAGAUGUAGAAAAUGAAUACCAACAUGGACGGAUAGGCCCACGGAAACGAUCGUUGUGUAAGCACUUGGCUCAGCAUUCACUUGACAGCCUGAACUCUACAGAAAAAACGGAAUACUCCUAACCCGGAGAGAUAUUGAGAACUUGUCUCACAAGUUCAGGUUGGGCGAAAUGACUCGUCAGUGAUCGCUGUGAAUAUGUCAGUCCCUGGGGGAACACACCCUGAAAACUCCAGUUGGUGUCCAGCUGGGAUGAUGAAUGGGGGUGAAGUCUACCAGAUGUCAGGUCCCGUCUUUGCUGCUCCAAUAACAUCCACCUCAAAGAAUGGAGGGGUGGUUUACCACAUUACGGGGCCACCUGUCUUUGCUGCUGCACCAAAUACAACCACAAAAAGAAAACGAAGGCGCCGGCGCAUACGGGAUGUAGACCAGCCGUACGUCAAGAAGCCGCCCAACGCCUUCAUGUGCUUUCUGAAGGAGCAGAGGCAACAUGUGAAGGCGCAAAUGAAUUUAAAGGACAGUGCGUCUGUCAAUACUGUCCUGGGACAUAUGUGGAAGUUGCUGACUGAUGAGGGACAGGCUAAAUAUUAUAAGAUCGCUGAUGCUGAAAAAAAACUCCAUUCCCAAAUGUAUCCGGAAUGGUCCAACAGCGACAACUAUGGUAACAGGAGAAGGCGGCGCAGUUUUACAGCAGCCACCGCUGUUACAGAACCGGACUCUCCAGAUGAAACUCCAACUCCCUCUAAGACCAGUGACGAGUCUGAAAAAAUGCGUAUUGCAGACAAGGUCCUACACAUGCUGGGGUGUGCCUAGUCCUUUAAACUAACCUACCCCACCCACUCCCCACCUCCCGCCCCUGUUCUGUAGUUAGUUCUGUAAAUUUCCAUCCAUCCAUCCAUCCAUCCAUCCAUCCAUCCAUUCAUCCAUUUUCUUCCGCUUAUCCGGGUCCGGGUCCCUGGGGCAGCAGUCUCGGUAGGGAAGUGUGUCCUAGGUCUGCCCCGGGGCCUCCUCCCGCCUGGGCAUGCCCAGAACACCUCACCAGGGAGGCGUCCGGGAGGCAUCCGGACUAGAUGCCCGAGCCACCUCAACUGGCCCCUCUUGAU